Messenger RNA from Penaeus chinensis, 2504 nucleotides. RefSeq names its product L-threonine 3-dehydrogenase-like. The record is from RefSeq and is a predicted model, not a curated record. The transcript is spliced from 10 exons. Gene Ontology annotation, molecular function: oxidoreductase activity; zinc ion binding. Bases 280 to 1344 code for a protein of 354 amino acids. NCBI's taxonomy places the organism in Eukaryota, Metazoa, Arthropoda, Malacostraca, Decapoda, Penaeidae.
UUUAUACUUCGAAAUCAGUUGUAAUAGAGAAACAGUUUUUUUUAUAUAAUGUGUGAAUGAUCGAAUCGAUAAAUUAUAUCUGCCACGGAUAAGGUUUUUAAUUUUUAGAAAAACAGCGAAAGCCAAAGAAAAAAAAAAUUAAUCUGCUAUAUAACCGGUCAACAACAGCUGCCAUUUGUUUAGCCGUAAGAUUAGACGCAUGUAUCUAAGAUACUCUGCCGUACGUGCUCUCCAACAGUUUCCCAACAAAGCUUCAAACACGUUAAACAACCACCCAGGAUGUCAAUUCCUUCCCAGAUGAAGUGCCUGCUGAAGGAAACGGAGAAAGAAGGAUAUGAUUUAGUAACCCGACCUGUGCCCAAGGCCGGCCCUGGUGACGUCAUCAUCAAGGUUGAUAAGGUAUCGAUCUGCGGCUCGGAUAUCAACCUCUGGAAAUGGAAUGAUAUUGCACAGGUUAUCGCAACAGUUCCCUUUAUACCAGGUCACGAGGCAACCGGCGUCGUGGUGGCGGUGGGCGAAGGCGUGACGGAAGUGCGUCUCGGGCAGCGGGUGGCCGUCGAAAAUCAUUUCUUCUGCGGCCUGUGUUAUCAGUGCAAAGAAGCGCGGGGGGACAUCUGCCAGCGCAUGGACCAGUAUGGGCACGGGAGAGGAACAGACCAGGGCGGCUGCUGCCAGUUCUCGCGCGUCCCUGCUCGCUACUGCUACGUCCUCACCCGCGACCUGACUCCUGACCAGGCCGUUCUCCUCGAGCCGAUGGGAGUUGCCCACAAUGCCGUUGACAACAUCGACGUCAAGGGUGAAGAUGUGCUGGUCCUUGGCUGCGGUCCCGUCGGCCUCUUCGCCAUCGCCGUGGCCAGGGCGCUCGGUGCCCGGGCAGUUUAUGGCGUGGACAUAUCCCCAGCGCGACUCGAACUGGCCAAGCAGAUGGGUGUCACUCGCGUCAUCAAUGGUGCCAAGGAGGACAUCAAGUCGACCAUCAUGUCCCUCAGCGACAACAACGGCGUCGGUCGCAUCGUCGAGGCCAGCGGCGCCGCCUCACUCCUCAACCAGUCUUUCUCUUGGCUGAGGAAGGGCGGACAGAUGGCGCUGAUAGGCUUACCAAAAGCACCUCUGCAUGUGGAGAAUGUCCUGACCGAUGUUGUCUUUAAAUCACUGACUCUCAAGACUGUUCACGGGCGAAGGAUCUUCCGCACCUGGCAAGAGUGCGAGAGGCUCCUGGCUGACGGUCUGGUGGAUGCAGACCCAGUAAUUUCCCAUAGCCUCCCCAUGAGCCAAUUUGAACAUGCGUUUCGGGAACUCUUGAGCGGUGAUGCAUGCAAGAUUAUACUCGAUCCUCAAAACUGAUUGUUCAGGCAUUUACCAAUAAAGAAUACACACAGAAGUAAAAGGAAUAUUACUAUUAACCAAUGCCUUCACUCCUUGGCUCUGUACCUUUGUCCUCCAUCUGACUGAUCAUGCAUUAGAAGUAUGAAGCCCUGGUAUUUAUUGCUCCACCAAAGAGUUACUACUAACAUAAAGAACACAUAAAUAAAUUAAACUGGUUGUUGUUGUUCAGUAUCACUAAUCAAAAUCUGGAGAUCUUUAAUUUUAGUUUUUGAUAGAAUAUAAGACUCAGGAUAUAGAGGGGAUUCAAAGAGUUAAUGUCCAAUAAAAGUAUUAUCUGUAUUUUGCUAACAGGAUUUAGUUAAAAGAUAUUGACGGUGAUAUGUUCAAAUUGCUCCCUGCUCAACCCAAGAAACUUACUGCAACCAUACAAACCUGAUGCAAGUAUCACCAAUGCAGAUACAAAGAAAUUAACAAAAUUCACUCUAAUUAAAUCCUAUAGUAGUAUUUUGUGUUGCUAGUGUGUUGCAUAGUGUUACAGGUGUCUAGUCCUUCCCUUUAAAAUUACUGUUUUUUUUUUCAUCUAUAACAUUGGGGCAAUGUAGAAAGUCUACCUGACUUAAGAGUUUCCCAUUGAUUAUUAGUCUUCUUCUUGGGUAAUUCACAAUAGUUUGUACAUUUUCCAAAGAAUAUAUAACCUGUAUAUAUGUAUAAUCAAAUUCAUUAUAUUCACAUAUUGCAGGAAGAAAGACUUGCUGUGUCUCAUCAUUAAUGAAGUAAAGAGUUGGUGUCGCAUAUGUGUUUUUAGUUUGUAGUGGGAUUACAAAUAGUUGUGAACCAGUUUCUUAAGAGUAAAAGAGAUUACAGCCCUAGUAUGAUGACCAUAAAAUGACAAAGCCUUUCAAAGUAUAUCUAUGCAAUAAAAAGUGUAAAUUAAAUCAAACUUGCUAUAAAAUGAGCUUUUAUUUGUUCCAUAUAUCACAUCAGUAUUAGCUUAUAAACAUCCCAAUAUAAACAUUUAUACCAUACACAGAACAUCUUUUGUAAGCCAAACUACCAAUAGUUUAUAAUCCUAAAAAUUCAACAUCAACUGAUAAAUAAUCAUCAUUCCAGUUUUAAACAUUUCUGCAUUCCAAGUACAGUACAACCUCAAAAUUCCACUGUCAAAACUAUAAAAUUAC